AUGGCACCGGAGGAGAAGGAUCCCCAGGCAGCUGCAGCAGCAGCACCGCCUCCCCCUGAGGCCAAUGCGGCUGCUGGAGAGAAGGAGGAGGACCCUGAGAGGAAGAAGAAGAAGGAGGAGAAGGUGGGCCUUGUAGUGGCGCGGGAGAAGGAGCUGAAGAAACAGAAGGCGGCGGAGAAGGCAGCCAAGGCCAAGGCAGCCGCUGCUGCUGCCGCUUCUGCUGAGCCGUCCAAGAAGGCCGAGGCGAAGGCAAAGAAGGCAGCAGCGGCAGCAGCAGGGGGAGGGGCAGGCGAGGAGGCAGAUGCAGCGAAUCCGCCCACGGAGCCUGGGCAGAAGAAGAAACUCGCCAAGGAGAUGGCCAAGGCGUACAACCCCAAGGCCGUUGAAGCAUCGUGGUACGAGUGGUGGGAGCAGGCAGGGUUCUUCAAGGGCGACAACCAGAGCACCAAGCCUCCCUUCGUCAUUGUGGUGCCGCCCCCCAAUGUGACAGGAGCGCUGCACAUCGGGCACGGGCUGACAGCAGCAGUGGAGGACACGAUCGUGCGGUGGAAGCGCAUGAGCGGCUACAACGUGUGCUGGGUGCCGGGGACCGACCAUGCGGGGAUUGCCACCCAGGUGGUGGUGGAGAAGAAGCUCAUGCGGGAGAAGGGUCUGUCUCGCCACGACGUGGGCAGGGAGGACUUUGUCAAGGAGGUGUGGAAGUGGAAGGAGGACUAUGGAGGCCGCGUUGGGAACCAGCAGCGCAAGAUGGGCGCGUCCCUUGACUGGUCCCGCGAGUGUUUCACAAUGGACGACAAGCUCUCCCGUGCUGUCACAGAGGCGUUUGUCAGGCUGCAUGACCAGGGGCUCAUCUACAGGGAUAACCGCCUGAUCAACUGGGACUGUGUCCUCCGAACAGUCAUCUCCGAUAUUGAGGUGGAAUACCACGAGCUGAAGGGGCGCACGCUCCUCCCUGUCCCAGGCUACGAAAAGCCAGUGGAAUUCGGAGCUAUCACCUCCUUCGCAUACCCCUUAGAAGCCGACUCGGCACAGGGAGAAGGCGCCGCUGGUGCAGGCAGCGAGGGGGCUUUGACUGAGAUUGUGGUGGCAACCACCCGGCCGGAGACCAUGCUGGGGGAUACGGCUGUGGCUGUUCAUCCGGAUGAUCCUCGUUAUAAGGCGCUUCACGGCAAGUUUGCGGUGCACCCGUUCAGCGGGAGGCGGAUUCCGAUUAUGUGCGAUGCUGAGCUGGUGGACAUGGCGUUUGGGACUGGUGCUGUGAAGAUCACGCCUGCCCAUGAUCCCAACGAUUUUGCGACCGGCAAGAGGCACAACUUGGAAUUCAUCAAUAUCUUUACGGAUGACGGGCUGAUUAAUGCUAACGGUGGGAAGGAGUUCGAAGGGAUGAAGCGGUUUGACGCGCGCACGGCUGUUCUGGAGAAGCUGCAGGAGAAGGGCCUUUAUCGGGGAGUGGCAGACAACCCCAUGCGGCUGGGCUUCUGCUCGCGCAGCAAGGACAUCAUCGAGCCCAUGCUCAAGCCGCAGUGGUAUGUCAGCUGCGCUGACGUGGCGGCUGACGCGUGCCAGGCUGUCAGGGACGGCCAGCUGGAGUUCAUCCCCAAGGCGCACGAGGAGACCUGGUUCAGAUGGCUGGAGAACAUCCGUGAUUGGUGCAUCUCCCGCCAGCUCUGGAGGGGCCACCGCAUCCCCGCGUGGUACGUCACCUUCGACCAAUCAGACGAGGCCGCCGCCCGCGACUUCCCCGUCCGCGACUUCGGCGCGUACAACACCAACUGGGUCGUCGCCCGCACCGACGAAGACGCGCGCCGGGCAGCCGAAAAGAAGUUUCCGGGCAGGAAAUUCGAGCUCGGGCGGGAUCCGGAUGUGCUGGACACGUGGUUUUCGUCGGGGCUGUUUCCGUUCUCGGGCAACGUGAUCGACCCUCUGGAGGUGAUCAACGGCAUCACCCUGCAGCAGAUGCACCCCACCGACUCACUCUCCUCCCCUUUAAACCUCCCUAUCCUCCCGACCCUCCCACAGGUGUACCUGCACGCCAUGGUCCGGGACGCACACGGGCGCAAGAUGUCCAAAUCACUGGGCAACGUGAUCGACCCAUUGGAGGUGAUCAACGGCAUCACCCUGCAGCAGCUGCAGGCGAAUCUCGAGAAGGGCAAUCUGGAUCCGCGGGAGGUGAAGAAGGCCCAGGCAGGGCAGGCUGCGGAUUUCCCCAACGGCAUUGCUGACUACAGCCUACAGGUGAACCUCGAGAAGGGCAAUCUGGAUCCGCGGGAGGUGAAGAAGGCGCAGGCAGGGCAGGCCGCGGACUUCCCUAACGGGAUUGCUGAGUGCGGCUGCGACGCCCUGCGAUUCGCCCUCGUCAACUACACCACGCAGCGAGUGCAUGGCUAUCUAUCACCGCUGCUGCAACAAGCUGUGCUGUGCACGUGUGACGACUCACUCGCCACUCCACUGCCCCGUCUCUUCCUCUCUCCUCUCUGCCAUCCCCCCUGCCCACCCAACCCCCGCCCCCGCCAGUGGAUGAACAUCAACCUGGACAUUCAGCGAGUGCACGGCUACCGCCUCUGGUGCAACAAGCUGUGGAACGCAAUCCGAUUCGCCAUGCUCAACCUUGGAGACUCCUUCACACCCCCGUCCGUGCUCCCCCAACCCUCCCCCUCCUCCUCCGAUUCCUCCUCCUCGCCUGCCCUCACUCCCACGCUCAACUUCGCCUUCUCCGCGCCGCUCCCGCUGUCCUGUCGCUGGAUUCUCUCCGUGCUGAAUGCCGCGGUUACGCGUGCGGUAACCGCGCUGGAGGGGUAUGACCUGGCAGAGGCGACCAAUGCAGCGUACGCGUGGUGGCAGUACCAGCUGUGCGAUGUCUUUAUUGAAGUGGCGAAACCAGCUUUCAAUGCAGCUGAAGGAGAGGAAGCACUCAAGCUGAAGCAGGUGGGCAGUGGAGUAACCGCGCUGGAGGGGUAUGACCUAGCAGAGGCAAUGAAUGCGGCGUACGUGUGGUGGCAGUACCAGCUGUGUGACGUGUUCAUUGAAGUGACCCACUUCAAGGUCAAGCGAGCAGAGGUCAAGCGAGUGGAGGCCCGGGCGGGAGAGGAAGAAGCGGACGGUUUGCAUCCACUGCGGGGGCUGCUCGUCGUGACUCGUGAGGUCCUCUGGGUGUGUCUGGACGCGGGUCUGCGUCUCCUGCACCCCUUCAUGCCAUUCGUCACGGAGGAGCUCUGGCAACGCCUGCCCAAACCAGCAGACUACUCCUGGCCUUCGAUCAUGCUCGCUCCUUACCCGUCGCCCGUCAAGGAGUGGGCGGAUCCCGAUGCAGAGGCAAUGAUGGCGACAGCAGAGAGCGCUGUUCGCUCCAUCCGCUCCCUGCGCAUGGCGUAUGCGCUGCAGCCCAAGCAGCGGCCCACCGCUUAUGCUCAGUGCAAGAGUGAGGCAGCUACUGCUGCUGUGACGGCUGCUGUGGGGGAGAUCAAGACUCUUGCCACACUCGCUGAGCUGCAGGUGCUCCCAGCAGGCGAGGCAGCCCCAGCAGGGUGUGCAGUGGCAAUAGUGGAUGAGAGUCUUUCCGUGCACGUGCUGCUGAGGGGCAUGGUGGAUGCCAAGGCAGAGGCGCAGAAGCUGGGCAAGCGCAAGAACGAAACAGCCAAGGGCAUGGUGGAUGCCAAGGCGGAGGCACAGAGGCUGGGCAAGCGCAAGAACGAAAACACCAAGCUUCAAGAGGCGCUGGCCAAGAAGAGAAGGUGCCAACGAACGUGGCUGCAGGAGGCUCUUGCCAAGAAGAUGGGCGUGCCGGGAUACGAGGAGAAGGUGCCAGCAAACGAGGCUCUCGCCAAGAAGAUGGGUGUGCCGGGGUACGAGGAGAAGGUGCCAGCAAACGUGCGGGAGGAGAAUGCCAGCAAGGCUGCCAAGCUGGCGGCUGAGCUGGCGAGCAUUGACGAGGCGAUCAAGAACUUUGAGAAGCUGAUGCUGGAUGAAUCCUCUGCGUAA
Messenger RNA from Closterium sp. Naga37s-1, 3978 nucleotides. Lineage: Eukaryota; Viridiplantae; Streptophyta; Zygnematophyceae; Desmidiales; Closteriaceae. The record is from the annotation of a GenBank genome assembly.